AUGUCACCCUUUGAAAUUCGAGUCUAUUGCUACACCCUCGAAAGCCCCAGCAAUGAGCACCACCACCUCGAAUCCCCGAUCAACAUUCUCUCUUCGUUGACUGCCGAUUUCCCACCCAGCCAUAUCAUCACUCGAGCAAGAGGAGGAACUCGCGACAACCACGUCGCCUACAUCUCCAUCUCUUCGCUCAUCGUGACCCAGCCUUUUGAGCGUCGGUCAUACUGCCAUGGAAUUGUGGAGUCUGACAGCCCUUGGCCGAGUGAAAAGGGGGACAAGGUCUGGCUGAGAAGCGAUGUACCGUUGCUGGUGGGGCAUAAAGGGGUACCGGUGUAUAACAUCACCAAGGGCGUGUGUUGCGAGGUUUGGAUCGACAGCGUCGGCUGGCGCUGGGACAAACAGUCCAUCUCAUCCGCACCACAAGCCAGACGCCCCAACCCAAGGAAGCUGAUCCUAGCAGGACCGGCAAGGAACGGGGGUGUAGGAACCGGUAUCAUGAGCAGGGAUGACGACAGCGCGGCAAAGAUGCAGAUGGUGAUCAUCUCUGCCGGGGGAGGGUCUCCAACGCGAGAUGAGGGAAAGAUUCAAGGCGGUCAGGUGUUACAGGGUGGGUAUCACCACCACCACCAGCAGCAACAAACUCAAAACCAGAUUCGGUGUUUAACCGUCAGGGAGCUGGAGGACGGGUGGGAGGAUGUCAUUGGCAAGAGGGGCACCCUUCUGGCCUCGGGGUCGAAUAAUGGGGGCGAGAAUGUCAAGGUCAAAAGGAGGGCGGUGGUGAAGAAGAUGCCAAUGUAAAAAUGCCACAGUGAUGAUUUGAUAUAAAGGGAAGCUAAUAGUUGCCAUAAUCUUUGGUAAAAGCCACUUCCAUCAAACAGUGACAAAACCCAAAACAAAUGACAUCAAACUCCAUUCCCCAACUCCAAAAAAGACCCGUACAAAAAGAAAAGCUUUCCAUCAAGCUCUUAGCAACCCAGGACUCUGCUCACUCACCCCGCUCACCCCCGUCCUGUCAGCCCGGGUGAUAUCCACCACCGCCCACUCCGUAUCCCACGGCACAACGCUCGCCCACCUCGGCCACCACCUCACAAAAACUCUGUUC
Messenger RNA from Podospora bellae-mahoneyi, 1099 nucleotides. RefSeq lists its product as uncharacterized. The record is from RefSeq and is a predicted model, not a curated record. The coding region runs from base 1 to 795 and encodes 264 amino acids. NCBI's taxonomy places the organism in Eukaryota, Fungi, Ascomycota, Sordariomycetes, Sordariales, Podosporaceae. The transcript is spliced from 3 exons.